GGCAUGGGAAGAACGAUUCUAGCAGCAUGGAUGCUCUGCUGUGGACUCUAAACAAUGCUAUAACAGCCUCUACCACCAAUCUCAAUCUCAUCCAUGUCUUCCCUGUGCUUCGACUUGUUCCAUCUCCAUUAGGAGGGAUGCUGCCAAAAAGUCAAGCAAACCCAAAAGUGGUGGAGAUCUAUGUAGCUCAACAGAGAGACAAGAGAAGGAAGCUCCUGCAAAAUUACAUUGAUGUAUGCUCAGCCGCUAAGGUCAAGGUAGAAACUCUGCAAAUAGAGAGUGACAUUCCUUCAGAGGCCAUCCUACAACUAAUUCCAUCUCUCAAAAUAAGAAAGCUAGUUCUUGGAUCCACCAAAUCCACUCUAAGGAAAGUGAAGUCUAAACGGGGAACUGCAAGUCACAUUCUUGAAAACGCACCGCAAAACUGUGAGAUUAAGAUCAUAUACAAAGGGGAAGAAAUAGAUGAUCAAUCAUUUGGAUCACCUUCUUCCAUGGACAACAGUAGAAAUUCCUCAUCUACACAAGAGGGAGAUCAAGACCCAGUAAGAAGAUUAUCAGAUAUGGUUGGCCCUGACUCACCUUCUGUUGGUACAACAGUGUCAGAACAUAUUAGGAGUGUUUUUAAAUGGGUAGGAACACCCACUUCAAGUUUUGGGUCUGGCAAGAAAACUCAGACCAAUAUUUCAGGUUUACAUGAAAAUCUUCUUCACUAAUAAAUUAAAUAUUACACAGGCAAUGUAGCACUUUUGGAUUGAGUUAAUGGUAUUUUGUUUCUGAAAAUUGACAUAGUUCCAAGUUCAGGGUAGUUCUUUAACUUAUUUUCGUGUCAUUCUCGUCUCUAUGUCAAAAUCUCACCAUGAAUUUCCGAUUACUGUCGAAUU
Messenger RNA from Cannabis sativa, 881 nucleotides. RefSeq names its product U-box domain-containing protein 35-like. Bases 27 to 713 code for a protein of 228 amino acids. The record is from RefSeq and is a predicted model, not a curated record. Lineage: Eukaryota; Viridiplantae; Streptophyta; Magnoliopsida; Rosales; Cannabaceae. The transcript has 4 exons.